CUUGGCGCUGCUGAAUAUGACUGGAGUUAUUAAACGUCAGUGUGACACGUCACGCGUUAUCUAAAUCGUUACAAAACAGUCUACUACUUCAAAAAGUUAGCCGCACCCAUUCUUAUCUUCACCCGAAUAUUAUAUGACUUUGACGUCGCAUUGAUCGCAGACAAGGACACAUUCCAUAAGCUACCUGUUUUACUGAAUAUCCAAGGUCGGUUAAGGAUGUGGAUGCCAAUGUUGGGUCUCACAGCCCUGCCUCAUCUAGGGGGGCUGUAUGGCGGUUUUAUCACUCGUAAAGAAGUGAAGACGUGGUAUCCAACACUGAACAGACCUUCCUGGCGACCUCCUAAUGCAGCUUUCCCAAUAGCGUGGACAACACUUUACACGACCAUGGGGUAUGCCUCCUACCUUGUGUGGAAUGAACUGGGUGGUUUCACAGAAGAUGCUGUGGUACCUCUGGGACUCUAUGGUCUGCAGUUGGCUCUGAACUGGGCAUGGACACCCAUCUUCUUUGGAGCACAUAACAUUAAAGGGGCACUGAUUGAGAUUGUGAUGCUCACUGGGACUGUGGGUGCCACCAUGGUGUCCUGGUACUCCAUCAACCGCACUGCCACCCUCCUCAUGACCCCAUACCUGGCCUGGCUCUGUCUAGCCACCACCCUGAACUACUGCAUCUGGAGAGACAAUCCUAAGAAAAAGGAAUAGCUGUGUAAAGCAAUAUUUAAUAUAUAUAUAUAUAUAUAUAUAUAUAUAUAUAUAUAGGGAAUGCAAGGUAGCUAUUAGUAUUGUUUCUGGCCUUCUAUCUAUGUUUCCAUUCAAGGCAACACUACUGGUUACCAAUCUUGUAGUUGGUGUGAAAAAAUCCAAAGCUUUCAGUAAUUACUCAAAUAUAUUUUAAAUAUAAUACCAACUACACUGAAAUUGUUAUGGAAUCACAUCUAAUUUAUAUUGAAUUGUUGUCUGCUUUUCUUUGUAGAGGUCUUGGCUCUUUUUUGUGUUAAAUGUAAUAUUUAAUAUUAAACUAGUAGGGCUUAAAUAAUAACUCUUUGAUACAAUCACCCAUCUGUGUUUUUUUACUCAAAUUACGUAAAAAUGUCAGAGUCUACAGUUUUUCUUGCCCAACUUGCCAUAUUUUUGCUAUUAAAAAAUUAUAUUGAUCAUA
Molecule: messenger RNA, 1156 nt
Organism: Clupea harengus (Atlantic herring)
Lineage: Eukaryota; Metazoa; Chordata; Actinopteri; Clupeiformes; Clupeidae
Gene: tspo
Product: translocator protein
Cellular component (GO): mitochondrial outer membrane
Source: RefSeq, a predicted model, not a curated record